AUGGACAGUCAGGUGCAGGAUCCAUUGACAAACAAUUUAUGGGUGCAGUAUGGAGAAAAGACAAACAUAGGGUAUUGGCCACCAAACUUGUUUAAAACAUUGAGUCAUGGUGCAGAAUGUGCAGAAUGGGGAGGCGAUGUCUACAGCUCAAAGUUAGAGCAAACGCCCCAUACAAAAACAGCCAUGGGUAAUGGAAAUUUUCCUGAUUAUAUUUCAGGGAAUUCAGGUUACGUGAAAAGAUUGCGAAUACUUGAUAUCUCUUUUAACUUGAAGUUCCCAGACUGGGUCAUGACCUAUGCGGAUGAAUACGACUGCUAUCGUUCUGAAUAUAUUGGAGAUUACAUUGUAAAGGCAUCUUUGAGCUCUCAAGAAAACCAGUUUUCCAAGUAG
This is a messenger RNA of Durio zibethinus, 390 nucleotides long. The record is from RefSeq and is a predicted model, not a curated record. NCBI's taxonomy places the organism in Eukaryota, Viridiplantae, Streptophyta, Magnoliopsida, Malvales, Malvaceae.